AUUAGGGUGCAGUGACUACUGCUGGAUCAAGGUAUAGAGGUGUGAUGGCCCAGAAUGCAAUUCAUGGUCCCCACUCCCACCCACCAAUGCAAAUUGCUGUGGUGCUGACACACAGCUGCGGGGCUCUGGCAACCAAUCACAUUUUUUUCCCCUUUCUUGGCAGCGGCAACUCACUGCUUAUUUUCCCCUGUAUCUUUCUCUGAGACAGUGGAGGGACUGACUGUAAUGUGCUGCAGCCCAGUAAUAGAAUCCCCAAGUCCCCAUUUUGCUUACUGAUGCAGUGUUUUAGAGCCAGACUUAUUUUUGUUCCCCUUUUCUUUUACAGACUCUAGUUCUUUAUCCUUGAUUUAAUCUUGAGGCCACAGUGAAUUUUGCUUAUUAACUACAUUUUUCUGUUGAAUAGGAUUUGUAAUUUUCAGUGAUGUAAUACUUUGAAGAUUGGAAAUACUAGUCUCAAUACCAGUCUUCCUUCUUUGACCUCAUUCUUCCUUUCAGGGGAAUUCUAUUGGCUUGUGAUGGAUUUUGGCAUUAUUUGCUUCUUUGCAGAUGACGGAUGUUGGACUGUCUGGAGAAAACUUACGGUGGUUGGCGGGGUAUUUGGCGUGGUUUAGGACUCUGCAUGGUGUUUCCUUCUUGUGUGCCCUGGUAUGAUAUUCACUUUCACGAUAAGAAAAUUCUGUUACUAGAAGCAGGUCCAAAGAAAGUAUUGGAGAAAUUGCCAGAAACUUACAGCAACAGAGUCAGCUCCAUUUCCCCUGGCUCUGCAACCCUUCUCAGUAGUUUUGGUGCCUGGGACCACAUCUGCAACAUGAGAUACAAAGCCUUUCGGCGAAUGCAGGUGUGGGACGCCUGCUCAGAGGCCCUGGUGGUGUUUGACAAGGAUAACCUGGAUGACAUGGGCUAUGUCGUGGAGAAUGACGUCAUCAUGCAUGCUCUCACGCAGCAGCUGGAGGCUGUGUCAGACCGAGUGACUGUUCUUUACCAGAGCAAAGCAGUUGGCUAUACCUGGCCUGGUCCCUUUUCCAUGACAGACUCCAGCCCUUGGGUUCAUAUUACCCUAGGUGAUGGCAGCACCCUCCAGACCAAAUUGUUGAUUGGUGCAGAUGGUCACAACUCAAGAGUGCGGCAAGCUGCUGGAAUCCAGAAUAUUAGCUGGGACUACGACCAGUCUGCUGUUGUGGCUACUCUGCAUUUAUCAGAGGUCACAGAAAACAAUGUAGCUUGGCAGAGAUUUCUUCCCUCUGGGCCCAUCGCUCUGCUGCCGCUCUCAGACACCUUGAGUUCCUUGGUCUGGUCCACAUCCCACGAACAUGCCGCAGAGCUGGUCAGCAUGGAUGAGGAGCACUUUGUGGAUGCCAUUAACUCCGCCUUUUGGAGUGAUGCCAACCACACGGACUUCAUUGACUCGGCCAGCACCAUGCUGCACUAUGCUGUUGCCUUUCUGAAGCCCACUAAGGCCUCAGCACGCCAGCUGCCCCCAAGUGUAGCCAGGGUGGACGCCAAAAGCCGAGUACUGUUUCCUCUUGGGUUGGGACACGCUGCUGAGUACGUCCGGCCUCGGCUGGCGCUCAUCGGGGAUGCAGCCCACAGAGUCCAUCCACUUGCAGGACAAGGUGUCAACAUGGGCUUUGGGGAUAUCUCCAGCUUGGUCCAUCACCUCCGUACUGCAGCCUUCGAUGGGAAGGACUUAGGCUCCAUGAGCCACCUUACAGGUUAUGAGACAGACAGACAGCGUCACAACACUGCUCUUCUGGCUGCUAUUGACCUGCUAAAAAGGCUCUAUUCCACCAGUGCCACCCCGCUUGUGCUGCUCAGGACGUGGGGCUUGCAGGCCACGAAUGCAGUAUCUCCACUCAAAGAACAGAUUAUGGCCUUUGCAAGCAAAUGAAUGCUCCUCUUCUGCAGAUUAUGUUGAAGAAAACUGAACAACUUUUCCUAAGGCCAUCACAUAGUUUCAAGAUUUAAUAAAUUGAUUUUAUAUUAGCA
Molecule: messenger RNA, 1986 nt
Organism: Miniopterus natalensis
Lineage: Eukaryota; Metazoa; Chordata; Mammalia; Chiroptera; Miniopteridae
Gene: COQ6
Product: coenzyme Q6, monooxygenase
Biological process (GO): ubiquinone biosynthetic process
Cellular component (GO): mitochondrion
Molecular function (GO): FAD binding; 4-hydroxy-3-all-trans-polyprenylbenzoate oxygenase activity
Source: RefSeq, a predicted model, not a curated record